CUGGAAAUGGCCCUGUCGGUGGACUCCUCUUGGCACCGCUGGCAGUGGCGUGUCAGAGCUGGCCUUCCCCAGUCUCCGUCAGAAGCCACACCACUGCUGUCCCCAGAGAAGGAGAGGCGGGGCUACAACCUGACGCAGCAGCGGGUCGUGUUCCCCAACAACAACGUAUUCCACCGAGACUGGGCCAAGGUCUCCAGGAGAUACUCCGACAACAGGAUCUGCACAACCAAGUACACCCUCCUGAGCUUCCUGCCCCGGAAUCUCGCCGAGCAGUUCCACAGGGGGGCUAACCUCUAUUUCCUGUUCCUGGUGAUUCUGAACUGGAUGCCCGCCAUCGAAGUUUUCCACAGGGAAAUCACCAUGUUCCCAUUGGCCAUUGUGCUGUUCAUCAUCAUGGUCAAGGACGGCGUGGAGGACUUCAAGAGAUACCGCUUUGAUAGAGAGAUAAACUGCUCUCACAUCCAGAUAUAUGAAAGGAAGCAGCAGAGCUACGUGCAGAAGCGCUGGAAGGAUGUGCGCGUGGGAGACUUCAUCCAGGUGCAAUGCAAUGAGAUCAUCCCGGCCGACAUACUCCUCCUCUUUUCCUCGGACCCCGGCGGGAUCUGCCACCUGGAAACCGCCAACUUGGAUGGAGAGACAAACCUCAAGCAAAGGCGUGUGGUGAAGGGCUUCUCUCAGCAGGACGCACGAUUCGAACCCGAACGCUUCCACAACACCAUCGUGUGUGAGAAACCCAACAACCACCUCAGCAAAUUUAAGGGUUACAUGGAGCAUCCUGACCAGACCAGGACCGGCGUUGGCAGUGAGAGUCUCCUGCUUCGAGGCUGCACCAUCAGAAACACCGAGGUGGCUGUUGGCAUUGUCAUCUACACAGGCCACGAGACCAAAGCCUUGCUGAACAACAGCGGCCCGCGGUACAAACGCAGCAAGAUCGAGCGCCGCAUGAACACGGACAUCUUCUUCUGCAUCGGGCUCCUCUUCCUCAUGUGCCUCAUCGGAGCUGUAGGUCACAGCCUCUGGAACGGGACCUUUAGAGAGCACCCUCCCUUCGAUGUGCCAGACGCCAAGGGCAGCUUCCUCCCCCUGGCGCUCGGGGGCUUCUACAUGUUCCUCACCAUGAUUAUCCUGCUCCAGGUGCUGAUCCCGAUCUCCCUGUACGUGUCCAUUGAGCUGGUGAAGCUCGGGCAAGUCUUCCUCCUGCACAACGACCUCGACCUGUACGACGAAGAGACCGAUCUGGCCAUCCAGUGUCGAGCCCUGAACAUCACGGAGGACCUGGGCCAGAUCCAGUACAUAUUCUCUGACAAGACAGGGACCCUGACCGAGAACAAGAUGGUGUUCCGGCGUUGCACCAUCAUGGGCAGCGAGUAUUCUCACCAAGAAAACGCCAAGCGACUGGAGGUCCCGAGGGAGCUGGACUCCGACAGUGAAGAGUGGACCCAGUACCAGUGCCUGUCCUUCCCGGCCAGAUGGGUCCCAGGCUCAGCAGCAGUGAAAAGCCAAGGAGGGGCCCAGCCUCUGAGGAGAUGCCAGAGUGCCCGGGUGCCCAUCCAGGGCCACUCCCGACAAAGGUCCAUGGGGCGCUGGGAAAACACACAGUCUCCUGUCGCCUUCAGCAGCUCCAUCGAAAAAGAUGUGACUCCAGAUAAAAGCCUACUGGCCAAGGUGAGAGAUGCUGCCCUGUUGCUGGACACCUUGCCAGACUCUAGACCUGCCAAGCCUGCCCUCUCCACCGCCUCCUCCAUCGCUGACUUCUUCCUUGCCCUCACCAUCUGCAACUCCGUCAUGGUCUCCACAACCACCGAGCCCAGGCAGAGGGUCACCAUGCCACCAUCGACCAAGGCUCUGGGGACAUCCCUGGAGAAGAUCCAGCAGCUCUUCCAGAAGCUGAAGCUUUCGAGCCUCAGCCAAUCAUUCUCCUCCACUGCGCCCUCUGACACCGACCUGGGGGAGAGUUUGGGGACCAACAUGCCCACCACAGACUCGGAAGAAAGAGACGAUGCAUCUGUGUGCAGCGGUGGCUACUCCACUGAUGGCGGCUAUAGGAGCAGCCCAUGUGACCAAGCUGACACCCUGGCGUCCCGGUUGGGCACUUCCCUGGAGGAGGUGCUGGAGGACCCCGCCCUGGGCCUGGCCAGCCCCGAUCUCUGCUACGAGGCCGAGAGCCCCGAUGAGGCUGCCCUGGUGCACGCCGCCCGUGCCUACAGCUUCACACUGGUGUCCCGGACGCCCGAGCAGGUGACCGUGCGCUUGCCCCAGGGCACCUGCCUCACCUUCGAUGUCCUCUGCACCCUGGGCUUCGACUCUGUCCGGAAGAGAAUGUCCGUGGUUGUGAGGCACCCACUGACGGGUGAGAUCACCGUCUACACCAAGGGCGCCGACUCGGUCAUCAUGGACCUGCUGGAAGACCCGGCCUGCGUGCCCGACACUGAUGUGGAAAAGAAGGUGAGGAAAACCCGAGCCCGGACCCAGAAGCAUCUAGACUUGUAUGCAAGAGAUGGUCUUCGGACCCUGUGCAUCGCCAAGAAGGUCAUAAGUGAAGAGGACUUCCGGCGAUGGGCCAGUUUCCGGCACGAGGCCGAGGCGUCCCUGGACAACCGAGAUGAGCUUCUGAUGGAGACGGCACAGCAUCUGGAGAAGCAACUCACCUUACUCGGAGCUACUGGGAUUGAAGACCGGCUGCAGGAAGGCGUCCCAAACACAAUCGCUGCUCUGAGGGAAGCUGGGAUCCAGCUCUGGGUGUUGACCGGAGAUAAGCAGGAGACAGCCGUCAACAUCGCCUACUCCUGCAGGCUGUUGGAUCAGACCGACACCGUGUACUCCAUUAACACGGAGAGCCAGGAAACCUGUGAAUCCAUCCUCACCUGCGCACUGGAAGAGGUGAAGCAACUUCAUGGACCAUGGAAGGCGGACCGCAGGCUCUCCGGGUUCCACCUGCCUUCUGAGACACCUCCCCCCGCCUCCGGCGCCGCAGCCCCAGAAGUCGGAUUGGUCAUCGAUGGGAAGACCCUGAACACCAUCUUCCAGGGAAAGCUGGAGAAGAAAUUUCUGGAGCUGACCCAGCACUGCCGGUCGGUCCUGUGCUGCCGCUCCACCCCGCUCCAGAAGAGCAUGAUCGUCAAGCUGGUGCGGGACAAGCUGAGCGUCAUGACUCUUUCCAUAGGCGACGGAGCCAAUGAUGUGAGCAUGAUUCAGGCUGCUGAUGUUGGGAUCGGAAUAUCCGGACAGGAAGGCAUGCAGGCCGUCAUGUCCAGCGACUUCGCCAUCUCCCGCUUCAGACACCUCAAGAAGCUGCUGCUGGUGCACGGCCACUGGUGCUACUCGCGGCUGGCCAGGAUGGUGGUGUACUACUUCUACAAGAACGUGUGCUACGUGAACCUGCUCUUCUGGUACCAGUUCUUCUGCGGCUUCUCGGGCUCCACCAUGAUCGAUUACUGGCAGAUGAUAUUCUUCAACCUCUUCUUCACCUCGCUGCCUCCUCUCGUCUUCGGGGUCCUCGAUAAGGACAUCUCGGCAGAGACUCUCCUGGCGUUGCCCGAGCUGUACAAGAGCGGCCAGGACUCCGAGUGCUAUAACCUGCUGACUUUCUGGGUGUCCAUGCUGGAUGCGUUCUACCAGAGCCUCGUCUGUUUCUUCAUCCCUUACCUGACCUACAAGGACUCUGAUAUCGAUGUCUUCACCUUCGGGACCCCCAUCAACACCAUUUCCCUCGCCACAAUCCUCCUGCACCAGGCGAUGGAGAUGAAGACCUGGACCUUCAUCCACGGGCUGGUUCUCCUAGGCAGCUUCCUGAUGUACUUCGUGGUAUCCCUAGUGUACAACGCCACCUGCGUCACCUGCAACAGUCCCACCAACCCAUACGGGGUGAUGGAAGUCCAGCUCUCAGACCCCACUUUCUACCUCGUCUGCUUCCUCACACCGGUUGCGGCUCUUCUCCCAAGGUACUUUUUCUUAGCUCUACAAGGGACGUAUGGGAAGUCUCUGAUCUCAAAAGCUCAGAAAAUCGACAAACUCCCCACAGACAAAAGAGAACUGAAAAUCCAGAGUUGGAGAGGUAGACAGAUGCCCGCCCCUGUCCCUGGAGAGGCUCAGCGCGCCCACCAUCGAGUGCCACCUGUCUCUGAACAGGCCUUCAGAGCCAGCACCCCAAAGUCUAGCCCUCCCAGGAAGAAGUGCAAGGAGGACCGGGGAGUGCACGGAGACCACACGAGGGAUGACCCAUGCUCAGCAGACUCCUCAGCUAUACUCUCAUCCAGAGAUCACCUUCUUCUGGGGCCCAGUAGCAGGAUGGCGUCCGGGGCCUACCCAAGUGGACAGACUGAUGAAGACCAACGCUCGAGCAGGGGCAACCAUCGCCGAUCCCAGAGUUCACUGACCAUAUGA
This is a messenger RNA of Molossus molossus (Pallas's mastiff bat), 4383 nucleotides long. RefSeq names its product ATPase phospholipid transporting 10B (putative) (gene ATP10B). The transcript has 22 exons. Gene Ontology annotation, cellular component: plasma membrane. Gene Ontology annotation, molecular function: ATP binding; ATPase-coupled intramembrane lipid carrier activity; ATP hydrolysis activity. The record is from RefSeq and is a predicted model, not a curated record. Bases 7 to 4383 code for a protein of 1458 amino acids. Gene Ontology annotation, biological process: phospholipid translocation. NCBI's taxonomy places the organism in Eukaryota, Metazoa, Chordata, Mammalia, Chiroptera, Molossidae.